Centruroides sculpturatus (bark scorpion) is the source of this 1410-nucleotide messenger RNA. It is a transcript of the gene RpL4, whose product is annotated as 60S ribosomal protein L4-B-like. Lineage: Eukaryota; Metazoa; Arthropoda; Arachnida; Scorpiones; Buthidae. Gene Ontology annotation, cellular component: cytosolic large ribosomal subunit; ribosome. The transcript has a single exon. Gene Ontology annotation, biological process: translation. Bases 148 to 1341 code for a protein of 397 amino acids. Gene Ontology annotation, molecular function: RNA binding; structural constituent of ribosome. The record is from RefSeq and is a predicted model, not a curated record.
CGUGUUUGUCUCUCGCCGCCAUUUUGUAUGGAGAGAAAGUCGUGAACAACGUGGCUAGGUGAUCGUUUUUUCAUUUAUUAAAUUAAUACUUAUUAAGGUAAUCAGAAUAUUUAGUUUUGAAUUUUCUAAGAACAAUUAAUUAGAAAAAUGUCUGUGGCCGCAGCCAGACCUUUGAUUAGUGUAUAUUCGGAUAAGAAUGAACCGUCGGGAUCAUCAAUUUCGCUCCCUGCCGUAUUCAAGGCUCCGAUUAGACCGGAUAUCGUCAAUUUCGUCCAUAUGAAUAUGGCAAAAAAUAGACGACAUCCUUAUGCAGUUUCUAAAGCCGCUGGACAUCAAACAUCUGCCGAAUCUUGGGGAACUGGAAGAGCAGUAGCAAGAAUUCCACGUGUUCGUGGUGGAGGAACUCAUCGCUCUGGUCAAGGUGCUUUCGGAAAUAUGUGUAGAGGUGGAAGAAUGUUCGCCCCUACCAAGACAUGGAGACGCUGGCACCGCAAAAUCAACGUUAACCAACGCCGCUAUGCCAUAUGCUCUGCCAUUGCCGCUACUGGCGUCCCCUCUUUAGUUAUGUCGAAAGGCCAUAAAAUUGAAGAGAUAAGCGAAGUCCCGUUGGUUGUAAGUGAUAAGAUUCAAGAAUACACCAAGACAAAGCAGGCAGUUCAGUUCUUAAGAAGAAUGAAAGUAUGGGCUGAUAUCCAGAAAGUCUAUCAGUCUAAGAGAUUUAGAGCCGGUAAGGGAAAGAUGAGAAAUCGUCGUCGCAUACAACGUCUCGGUCCGGUGGUGGUCUAUAGCAAGGAUAGCGGAUUAGUUCGAGCUUUCAGAAAUAUACCUGGAAUCGAGACCAUCAAUGUUGAGAAGCUCAAUCUUUUGCGAAUUGCUCCGGGUGGGCACGUCGGUCGUUUCAUCAUCUGGACUGAAAGUGCCUUUCGUAAAUUGGAUUCCCUUUACGGAACAUGGAGAAAAAAAUCUUUGAAGAAGAAGAAUUACAAUCUUCCGAUGCCGAAGAUGUCUAACACCGAUUUGUCCAGAUUGUUGAAGAGUGAAGAAAUUCGUAAAGCUAUUCGUCCUGCGGUUCAUAAGGUAGAAAGAAGGAAGUUGAAGAAAAAUCCUCUGAAAAAUAUUAGAGUUAUGUUGAAGUUGAAUCCUUAUGCAGCAGUUACAAAGCGUAAUGCUGCUUUAUUGGCACUUAAAAGAAAGAAAGAGAGAGAAGAAAUUAAGAUGAAGAAUCGAGGUUUACCAGUAGAAAAAGAGGAGAAAAAGGAAAAGACACCAUCAAAAGCAACUAAAGCCUCUAAACCAAAAAAAGCUAAAGCACCAAAACCACCAGCUGAGGCUCCCAAAUAAUUUGUCAUAUUUAAUGACCUCACUAUGUAAUGGUGUGUGAGGAAAAAAUAAAAAUGAUUUGAUUGGAAA